AAAUAUUUGUUGUAGUAAAUUGGUUUAUUUGGUUGCUUACAUUUUCAGUUGAGUUUGUUUUGUUUUGUCUUUGUCUCUCUUCCCUACAAAAUUUCAUCCUUUCUCUCGCCGCAAUAAAUUAAUCCCAAACCACCACCACCGGCGCCGCCGCCUACUAUUUCUCAAAUGCAAUCCUCUCCCAACAGUUCUGCUUAAAUAAAAAUCCAAUCUUUUUCAAUUUUUGCAGCUGAGAAAUGGGGAAUAAAUUUAUUUGCAUGAGCAAGAAAGAUACCAAGAACGGUGGGAUUGGAUCAAGAAGCAAAAGGGGCAGUCUUUCAAGGAGGAGGAGUUCAAUCGAUGAAGAAUUGCUCCACAAGCAAGCUCUAGCUAUGGCGAUUCACCAGCAUCAGCUCUCUCAGAGAUUUGACAAUGGCUCCAUGUCCCGCCGUCUCGGAUCCACCUCCUCCCGCCGCCGCGCCGCCACUUUGGCCGACCCUUUUGCUACCACUGAUGCUAAGCCGUUGCCGGAGUUUUUGGAGAAUAUCAAGACGAAGAAGUUUGUUUUGGUGCACGGUGAAGGAUUCGGAGCUUGGUGUUGGUAUAAAAGCAUUGCUCUGCUUGAGGAAUCCGGACUGCUUCCAGUUGCCUUGGAUCUAGCUGGAUGUGGAAUCGAGACAACGGAUGCCAAGAAUGUUACGACCCUAGCAGAGUACUCCAAGCCUUUGAUCGAUUUUCUGCAGAAUUUGCCCGAAGACGAAAAGGUGAUAUUAGUCGGCCACAGUAGCGGAGGCGCUUGCAUCUCCUACGCGUUAGAGCACCUUCCCGACAAGAUCUCAAAAGCCAUUUACCUCUGUGGCACAAUGAUAGCGGACGGGCAGAGACCUUUCGAUGUGUUUGCUGAAGAGCUCGGUUCCGAGGAACUCUUUUCACCGGAUUCAAAAUUUGUAAUAUACGGAAACGGUAAAGACAAACCCCCCACCGGAUUCAUGUUCGAGAAGCAGCAUCUACAAGGGCUGUAUUUCAACCAUUCUCCUACAAAGGAUGUUGCUUUGGCAAUGGUUUCCAUGAGGCCUAUCCCUCUUGGUCCAAUGAUGGAGAAGCUGUCUCUAUCAGCCGAGAAAUAUGGGACAGGCAGGCGAUUCUACGUUCAAACGUUGGACGAUAAUGCCCUUUCGCCCGACGUCCAAGAAAAGCUGGUAAGGGAAAACCCUCCAGAAGGAGUUUUCAAGAUCAAAGGCAGUGAUCACUGCCCUUUCUUCUCAAAGCCUCAAGCUUUACAUAAGAUCUUGCUUGAAAUAGCUCAAAUUGCUUAGAAAUAUAUUUUCUAAAAAUUAUUUGAUGUAUAGUUAUAGUGUAAUAUACAAGAUAAUGUUUAAAUACAUAUAGAAAUUGAAUUCAGCUUUA
This is a messenger RNA of Salvia hispanica, 1383 nucleotides long. Its product is annotated as putative methylesterase 12, chloroplastic. Gene Ontology annotation, biological process: salicylic acid metabolic process; jasmonic acid metabolic process. Gene Ontology annotation, molecular function: methyl salicylate esterase activity; methyl jasmonate esterase activity; methyl indole-3-acetate esterase activity. Lineage: Eukaryota; Viridiplantae; Streptophyta; Magnoliopsida; Lamiales; Lamiaceae. The record is from RefSeq and is a predicted model, not a curated record.